AGAGUUCAAACGUGCGACGGGCGCUCGGGACAUUAGACGAUCGAGGAGAGAACAAUCGCGUGGGUAGAGGCGGUACCGGGCGAGUGCAGUGUGCAGUGCGUGCGGGUCGUGUCGCGGAAAGCUCGGCCGAGAAGCCUCCGAGAGCGCGGCAUCGCGCGCUCGCCUCGCGCUCGUCGCGUCAGUGCCGGCCCGGCCGCGCCGAACGCACAACGUUUACACAACUCGACAGCCCGACAGCCCGACAGCUCGACUCCUGCCACGGACAGUGUAGCGCGCAUCGCAACCAGAAUUGCCGUUUGCCGCCACCAUCAGCGCGGAGUUGUUUCAUUGCUGAAAAGAGAGGUCGAGGUAGAGGCAGGCGAUGGAGGGGAGGCGCGCGGCGGCGCUGCUCGCGCUGGCCGCAUGCGUCGCGUGCUCACACGCAGCACCGACGGCUAGCAAUCAGACAGCACUAGAUUUAUAUGAAGCUGCGCCAGAAGGCUGUUACUAUAAUUUUCAGCACUAUGGUGAGGGUGACCGAAUAAUGACGAACGAACCUUGUCUCAACUGCACUUGCCACAAUCGAAUGCUGAUGUGUUACCUCAGGGUAUGUCCAUUCACGAAGCCUAUCGGACAAGACUGUACUGUUGAGAAACGUGCCGACCAGUGCUGUCCUAUCGUCACUUGCCCUGAUGUUCCGGUUGACUUGCUGACGUCUACCUCUACAUCUUCGCCAGCUGAGUACGGAGCUACUGGAGUAGGUCAUCAAGACAAAUAUGGUUGCAGCAUUAAUGGCAGAUAUUUCCCCGAAGGCUCGAAAGUACCACCGACACCUAAUAAACCUUGCGAACAUUGUUAUUGCAUUCGAAAUAUGACUACUUGUGUCAUGCAAGAGUGUACCUUACAUGUUGAUGGAUGUAUUCCUAUUUAUCAUAAAGAAGUUUGCUGCCCUGUCAGAUACUCAUGUGAUCACCCAGAAGAUGACAUUAAACUUUUGGAUGAUAUGACCACAACUGUACGACCAACUCCAGGAUUUUUACUGACUACGACGACGUUGUCACCAGUUACCCAAGUAUCACAGGACUGUGUGCAUGAUGAUCAAAUAUUCGCUGACGGAGCCUUAAUUAAAACUGAAAAAGCUUGCGAACAUUGUUAUUGUAUGAAAGGUGAUAUAGUGUGCGUUGUACAAGAAUGUGGAACUCCGAUGGAAAAUGAAGGCAAAAAUUGUACUUCACUUCCACCACGUCAAGGACAAUGUUGUCCAGAUACCUACAUUUGUGAAGGCGAUGAGUUGCCUACUGAACAAACACCAGAGCUUACAACUGAAGAAAUACAAAAAACAACAUCUAUAACACCUCCAAGAAAAGGCAUUGAAGGCAGCGGUUACAGAAACGAGCCCGAUGAACCUUAUACCGACUUACCAAUAUUUGAUACUGAAAUUGAAGGCAGUGGAGAAGAUCAAUCUACACUGUCUAUUGGUCAAUCUGAAACUGUAACUCCUGAAAAGCCAACACCAGACUUUGAAGAUGAAAUGUUCUUAACAACUGUCAAGCAAUUUGAGCCCGAACCUACGAGUGCAACUGAAAUCGGUAUUGAUACUAUGGUAACAAAAUCUGACACGUCGAAUGCUGAAAUAACUCAUUCACAUGAAACUGAGUAUGACAUUGUCACAGAAUCUACAAAAUUAGAUACUGAAGAAGACAGUAAAACCGUCUCCCAAGACGAGGUUACAGAAACAACACAUGUCGAUUCUGAUGAUAACAAAGUUACCGAGAAACCUUUGCUAACCACUUUGAGUGAUUUUAUUUCUUCUACUCUCGGUGAAAGUCUCAUUCCAGUAGAAGAAAAAACCGACAGGACCACUGAGUCUUCAUUUAGAAAAGAAGACGAUAUUUCGGCUGUACCUGAAGUUACUACUCAACAGACUUAUGAUGGAUUGAUAACUGAAGGUGAAUAUUAUGAACAGAAAGAACAUAAAGAAGAUGCGGUACCCACCACAGGUUCACCUGUUAUUCCUGUCGAAGAAGAGGAUAAGGAACUUCAAACUUCAGGAAUCACAACAGAAAUUGUUAUGACGGCUGACACAGAUAAGGAAAUGAAAGAGAAAGUAGAAACAUAUAGUUCUACUACUACGAUGAGAACGGAUACCCUCGAGACAACUAACCCAACAGAAAAUGAAAUUGCUGAAGAAAUAUUGCCUAUACAUUCUCCCGGAAGAAUUCCUGGGGAAGGAGACUGUCUUCUUAACGGCAUUACAUAUAAAAAUACUACAGAUGUACCUAGUACAAAUAAAUGUCACACCGGUUGUAGAUGUGUUAGUAGUAUUAUCAAAUGUGAUCCCAUCAUUUGCAGUCCACCGCCCGAAUAUGCAAACAUGAAUAACUGUGAACCAAUAUACGACUCAGCUGAAUCUUGUUGUCCUACUUAUAUUUGUGAUCACUCAAAUGAAGGUACAUUACCAGAAUCCCACAGUCAAAUGUCUGGCACAGAAAGUCCAAAACCAGUUAAGAACAAUGAAUGUAUUGGAGACGAAUGUUUAACAGAUGAAGAUAAACACACUCUAAGUCCUAUUCAAUCUGAAAAACAACCUGUGCUACCUGAAUGUGGAAAGGAAGGUUGUAUCAAUACAGUCCCUAUAGUACACGAAUAUCCAAGCCAAGUAACUGCUGUCACACCCUGUGAAGGUGAAAAUUGCAAAGAUUUUAUAACUCCGGAACCAGACACUCAUAUCUCAUCACCUGAUGAUCAAGAUGAUAACAUUGAAAAAGAAUGCCAUAACGACUCUUGCAGGCGUAAAGAAAUUCCUCAGGAUACUGUAAAACUGCCCUCUGCAUGCGUUGGUACACAAUGUGAAACGGACACUCAAACUGAUUUAAUAACAUCAGACUUGACAACCGAAAUACCAGUAAUUUCUGAAGAAGUUACCAAAACAAGCCAUGCACCAACCACGAUUUCUUCCGAAUCUCAAACAACUAGAACAGAGGAGCAAUUAACUACUUUAGUAGAAGAAUCGACUUCUAAUUAUGAUAGUACAAGUAAAAAGAUUGACGUUGAAACAGAAGAACUGACAACCGAGUCCGUUCAACACAUUGAAGAAGUAUCUGAAUCGGGUAUGACCAGAGAACGGGAGACUUAUACAACUGAAAACACUAAAGUUACAGGAUCACCCGAUGAUUCAUUUGAUGGUGACUUAGACAGCACAACCAUAGCUGAAACAGAAAAAGAACAUUUGACCACUUCUUCUCAUGACCUUAAAGUGCCGGAACCUACAAUAUCAGAAGAAGAACCUGAAUUACAACAAACUGUUUCAGACCUAAGCAAAGAUUUCACCAAGAUGCCUCAAACCUCUAGUGUAGAAGAAUCUCAUGGAAUUACUCUAUCCGAAAAAGAGGAAACACUUACAACAAUAUCUCUGGAGUCUACUAGCCCUAGUGAUCAAACGGAAAAGGCGUAUGACCAAGAUAAGUCAACAGGACAUAUUGAUGUGCACUAUGAAACAACACCUGCACUUGGUGGAGACUUGGCCACAAAAGAGAUUUAUACCACCGAAUCUAUAAUCAAUAAGGAAGAAAAAGAUCAACAAUAUCCUGAAAAAAUUCCAACAGCAGAAGAUAAGGAUUACACAACCGAAACUUCUAAGCUCAGCAAGGGUGACGAUGGUACAACUCCAGAAAUAAUAAGGGAGUAUUCCACUAGUUUGCCGCAAUCUCAAAAUGAGGAUGGUACAACUCCAGAGAUAAUAAAGGAAUAUUCCACAAGUUCGCCGCAAUCUCAAAACGAGGAUGUUACAAUUCCAGAGGUAAUAAGGGAAUAUUCCACUAGUUCGCCACAAUCUCAAAGCGACGAUGGUACAACUCCAGAGAUAAUAAAGGAAUAUUCCACCAGUUCGCCGCAAUCUCAAAACGAGGAUGUUACAACUCCAGAGAUAAUGAAAGAAUAUCCCACAAGUUCACCGCAAUCACAAAGUGCUGAAGAAAAAACUACAGAAAUUGCUAUUGAUUCAACAGAAAAAGCAAUAACUAACUUGCUUGACGAAUCCCCAGCUAUCAUCACUAAAGAUGAAAGGACUACAACAGUUUCCGAUAUCUCAGUAACUGAAGCUGGUCACGAAUUUGUUACUGAAAGUGUUAAAGACGCCGAAAAAGAUGUACAAUCUACUGAACAAAGUCCUGGACACUCUAUAGAAGAUGAAAGUACACAGGUUUAUGAUAAAACGCCAGCUGAUCAAUAUGACAUUAGCAGUGUUUCUCCUGAUUCAGAUAAAUAUGAAGAAAAAACACCUGAAAUAAUGUACACAACCGAAAAUCCUAUUUUGAGUAUCAAAGAAACCGUGAGAGAAGAAACAUCAACGGAAUUACCAGUUACUGAAAAUGUGGUUAUCAAUGAAAUAACUCAACCAUCUAAACCUGAUCUAAUGGAAUCUCUGAAUGGAAGGGCAACAGAAGGUCCUGAUGUUUAUGAACAUGAUGGUUUACAAACUAUGUCACAGGACGCAGAUUUAUUCACAACUGUGAUAACAGAAGCAGCUGUAACCAGUAGUGAUGAAAAACAGUUGGAAACAAGAACCACUGAAAAAACAACUGAUAAAUCAUUUGAACAAGAUAUGGAAACUAAGACACCAGCGCAGCAUGAAACUGAAACUGUUAAAGUAGUAACUGAGUCCGUUACAACAGAACCAGAAAGAGGAGAUGGAAUAUCAGAAGAUGAAAAUCUUGUUGAUGACAAGGAAAAGAUGUUAACUACAAAUAUAUUACACGAAAUCACAACAGUAAGAAUAGACGCUACAGAACAAACUUUCAAGGAAGAAGCUGAACAUCACAAAGAAGAAACAGUAGACGAAGUAUCUCCUACAGUAGAACAUAUUUCUAGCACCGAGACCAUUAAAGACACUACCGAGGCUAAUACUGAGACUUAUUCGGUCACUUUAACAGAAACACAUGAUGCACAAUCAGAUUCUACAGAUACAUUGUCCCUUGUCACUGAAAAGACGAUUCCAGAACAGCAUGAAAUUGAGUUGACAACUACUAGUCAUUACCCAAGUGAAAAAGAAACAAGUGAAGAUGCUGAAGGUUCAGGUGACAUAAGUAAGGAACAAGACGACCGUUAUGAACAACACAUAUCUACACCAACAAAAAUAGCACACGAAAUUGCGACUGAAAAACAAGACGUACCAUCAUCGAUUACAACAGCAUUACCUGAUACAUCUGAAAAUAUUCUACAUACAACCUUACUAGAAGAGCACAUUGCUACAGAGUCACCGUCGUCACAAGUAACAGAAAAUAUUGUACAAGAAUCUUUACCUACAAGACGUGUUGCAGAUCAUGAUACUGAAGUAACGGUUUCUUUAGAAGAAGAAGCUACAACUAAAUCAUCUGGUUUAAGUGAAACAAUCACAGAUUUAACUACAAAAGAUAAUGAAUUGCCAGAGAUAGAAGAAGAAAAGGUCACAGUUCCUUCGCAUGUUACUGAUAUCUAUGAAGAAAAUAAAACUACAAAAAUAGACCAGAUUUCAGAAGGAGAGUUUAAAGAACAGACAACCAUUACACCAGAAGCAGUUACAUCUGAACAACUUGAUACCGAUGCUAUAACACAUAAAGACUCCGAAAUAACGAUUAUCGAAGAGACAAAACCGACGGAAAUUCCAGAAAAGUUAACAUCGAAGUCAAUUGUAACUGAACUAGAAGCAGUCACUGAAAAACUUUCAACGUCCGAUCUGAUAAAGAGCACCGAAGAGCCGGAAAAAACCAUGGCCGAGGAAUACACUGAAACAAUAAAUGAAAAUGUAACUGCUAAAGAUAAAGAUGAAUCUACUGCAAUGCCUGAUGUAGUGACAUCGGGUAAAUUAGAGACAGAAAUCCCAGAAUUAACUCAAACUAUCGACGAUAUUUCAAGAACAACAGCAUCACCAGAUCUACACGUAACAGAAUACAUUCCCACGGAUAUCGAAAAGACAACAUUUAAAGCACCUGAAACAAAUAUUGAUUUAGAUGAAAAUACCGUAAAUAUUGAAGACUCUGAUAUAACUGAAGUAACUGAAUCCCCCGUCAAAGUAACUGAAACAUAUGACAUUCAUGAACAAACACCUGAAAAACUUGCAACUACACCACAAGAACCUUUACUACGCGAAACUUCCUCACCAGACAUGCAAUAUACAGAAAAAACUACAGAUAGUGCGGACAAAAUAUAUUACCCAGAACAUAUUUCAACGGAGUCAUCAACAUAUCCCUCUGAACCAACGGACGUCUCAGCCGUUCAUGAUGAUGAAAUGUCAAGUGAUAAGGCUCAAGAACAGACGAUUUUACCUGAAGUGAUUACGGAAUCAGUAAUUAUUACUACUGAAUCAACUAGUGUGGAACAAAAUGUAAAAAUUACUGAAACUACAGAUGAGAAAACAACUGCAGAACCUUUGGGUUAUACAGAGAAUGCUGAAAAAGAAAUAGUUUUUGCAUCCGAUAAGCCUUUAAUGCAGGAUCAUGAUACGGAGAAACUACCCGAAUCUAAUGUCUUUGAAGAGAAAGCAACUGAAAAGCCCUUCAUAAAUGUUGAUGAUGUCGAAAAGGAUGUAGAUAUUGUAACCGAUACGCCGAUGAUACUGGAACAUGUUACAGAAAAAGAAACGGGAUCUCAUAUCUUUGAAGAGAAAAUACCUGAAGAGCCUAUAAAGGUAGAUGAUGCUGAGAAAGAAUUAGAUUAUACAACCGAUAAGCCUUUGAUACUUGAACAUGUUACGGAGCUGCUCCCAGAAUCUCAUGUCUUGGAUAAUUCAGGAAAAACUACUCUCGCUGAACAAACAACAAUAAAACAAGCUGCCACAGAAAUGCCUGAGUUUGUUACAGACAGUACAAAAGAAAGUGAUAAUGUUGUUGACAGUCAACAAGAUAUAACAACUGUAAAACCUGAAAAAUCUACUUCAGAAACUGCAACAGUUAUUCCUGAACAUAAAGAAACGGCAACUUCUGUACCAUCGGAAGUAGAAACUUCUUCAUAUUCAGAUAAAAGCAUAGAAACUGAAUUAGGUACCACAGUAAGCCAUGAGAAAUCCCCUGAAACUGAAUCUAAGCCGCUUGAAAGUACUAUUGUAACAGAAUUGCCGGAACUACUAACGACCUCAAAAUCCGCCGAAGAUUUUGAUAAAGUCGAUGUUACAGAAGGCACAGAAUCUUCAACUUCUCAGGACGGUAAAACAUCAGGUACUACGCCUAGUGUAGACACUGUACCUACCCACAUUUCACAAGAAACAGACAGUGAAAAACCAACUACCGAUGAACCUCACAUUUUCUCAACAAUUUCUAGCGAAGAAGAAAAAUUAGAAGGCACAACUCUAAAGACAAUUCAUGAGAAGACUACAGAGACAAUAGAAUCAAGCACUGUCGAUGAAACUAGCAUAAAAACUGAAUCACAAGAAACCACAUCAGAAAGAGAAGUAGAUACUGUUAAGAUAAACAUAGAUGGAGAAGAUAAGACCAUCGCCUAUACCCCCGAACAAUACACAGAAAUACCCGAACAAAUAUUUACAGAAGUACACAAAUCUCCGAGUCAACCAUCUGAAAAUGAUAUAACCGUUACAGAACUAUCAGAUAUCAUAACCCAUUCUCCAGAAAAACAAACAACGAACAUUGAAGAUGAACAAAUGUUUACUCAUGAAAAACAUGAGCAUCUCACAACAGUCGCGGAAAGCUUGAUAACUCAACAUGUUGAAACACAAACCGUUUUACCCACUACUUUGAGUACAGAACGAACAAUGCAAGAUACUGAAAUCAACGAACACCUCACUGAAACUCAAUCCGGUGCUACUACAGCACCCGAAAUAUACAAAUAUACUACGGAAUCGGAAGAUAUUGCUACUCCAACAUUAAUCGCACAAACUGUUAACAAGGAGACCGUGCAAACAGAGCUACCUGUAACGGUUAUGACAUCGCGUGAUGAAUAUACACAAGACAUUCACCAUGAAGUUAUUAGUGAGACAAAACCAGAUUAUUAUACUACGGAGAAACUUGAAAUAGGCACAAAGUCUGAAAUUGAAGCAGCUUCGCCAGUUGCUACAGAAUCUAGUAUAUUGGAAUCUAAACCAACCAGUGAAAGCUCAACUCAAUCACAACAUACAGAAGAAACAUCUGAGCAAAUGGAUGAACAUUCAGAAUCUACACCAUACCUAGUGGAAUUAGAGGAACAUACGCAUAAAGGCAUAGAAGAAACAGCACCUGAAGUUUAUCACGAAGAUACAACUUCAACAAUAAAACCUGAAAUCCUGUAUCCUGGUAAACUUCAUGACGAAUUGACAACGGAAAAACAAGAAACGGAAGAAAUGCCGGAAAUAACCACAGAAGAACAAAUUAUCGAUGAAUCAAUAAAAAUAACCACCGAAAAACAAGAAUAUGAAGAAUCAACGAAAAAGGAAACUGUAGAAACUUCAACAUCUGCUGUUUCUCAGAUUGAUUUAGGAACAUCUGAAAUAAUACAUGAAAUAUCUACGGAACUCCCAACUCAUGAUGACAAACUUACAACCUUAUCUUCGACGCCUACUGAAAACGAGGCCGACGUUUCAAAACUCAUUACCGUAUCCCAUGAUAAGGAUAUAACAACAUCUAUUCCAGUGGUGAUUACAACAGGUUAUGAAGAAACAGAAACGCCUAAACAAGAGGACCAUGAAACAACCAUAGAAAAGGAAAAGGAGAGUGUUCCCGUUAAACCAACUGAUGCGAUACCGUCCUUACAGGAGACAACGGCACCUGAGGAAGAAUUUAUCCCUGCAGUAACACAAGGUACAACUAGUAAAACUAUAGAAGAUAUAACGACUCUUUCACCCACUCAAAGUCAUAAAUUUAAUCAACCGGAAGAAAAGCCAAUUGAAUCCUUACCGUCAACGUCUGCUCCAGAAUUGCAGAAGCCUGGACUUACUGAUAUGUUACCAACAGAUGAAAUAUCUCCAACAGAUGAAGAUAGUCAUUUCCCACCAACCGGAAGCAGUGGAUAUGGACAAGAGCCAGAUUACGGAGAAGAAGAUCAAGCAUUUGGACCUGGCACAUGCCGAUAUGGAGGCAAAGUAUACGUUUCUGCCCAACAAAUACCCAGAGACGAUCCUUGUGAUUUCUGUUUCUGCUUUAGAAGCGAUAUUAUUUGCUUGCAACAAAGCUGUCCACCUCCUAUCCACGGUUGCCACGAGGAACCCAUUCAAGGGUUCUGUUGCCCGCGCUACGAGUGUCCAGUUUCAAUGGCAACUACUCUUAAUAUCACCACGACAACGACGACAACAACAACAACAUUGCCGCCUCACUUCCUGCCCCACGCUUACAAAGGUGCUGCGCAAAGACGGGGAUGUCAAAUAAAGGGACAUACAUAUAAAGUGGGAGAAGUGGUACGCGCAUCUUCAGGACCAUGUUUACAUUGCACAUGCGGCGGAGACGGUCAGAUGAAAUGCGAUCCGAAGGCGUGCACCCCGGAGCCGAUGCUGCGACAGAUGAUCGCGGCUGCCGUGUCGGCUAAGCGCCGGAGGUGAAAUGUCCCCGCCCCCUAUUCGAUGAUCGUCACAUCACCGGCUCAACAGCCUAUGUGAUCAUUUACGUCUAUUCUCCUAUGCACAAGAAUAAUGCUCAAAUUUCGCGACGGAGUAGAUUAAGAUUUCGUGUCAUAUGUAGUAAUUGAUUUAAUUAUUAUUAUUUAAUUUACUUUUCAUAAAGCGUGGCACGUUCGACUCGAUAUCGAUGAAUUGCGAAUCAACCGUGACUGUGAUUACUAUUCAUUAAAAUGUUUUGGUAAUUCUUACCAUUUAUUUUUACAUUUUUCUGAUUAAAAAAACAAUUGUAAUAAUUAGUUGAGAGUAUUGAAAAAGUCAGUGCCAAACGGUAGUGCUAGAUUGUAAACACCUUUAUGAUAAAUAGAUUCUAAAUUUAAUGAAUUUAACAUUUAUAUAAAUAUAGUGACCGAUAGAUUAAAACGACGCUGUAGUAGCAAUAGAUAUCAAACUGUAUCGGUCACUGCAGAUCGCCGAAAUCUUGACCAUUUACAAACUUAAAUUUUACCCAUAUAAGUUUAGUCAAUUCUUUGUGUCGACACGAUGUUACAACUGCAAGAGGUCUAGUAUCGUGUAAAUGCAAAGUUCUAUAAGAAUCCCUGAUAUUGUAAAUGCCUUACUUAAUUUGUAAUAAUUUAUAUAUUUUAGGUGUAUAGUACUUAAGCCAUGUUUUGAGACCAGUGACUAUUUUAAUUUAGAAAUAAAACGGAGGCCCUCUAAUGUACCCAGAAAAGUGCCAGUCGACGCGCGCCCCUGUCGGCCUUGGCCGGUGCUUUUCCUACUUCGCAUCUUACAGAAAGCGACACAUAUUUGUCUUGUUUUCUGUAACUCGUUGAAGUGUAAAAUUUGUACUAGCACUCAUUUAGUAAAAGUGGCCAUCAUUUUUAUUCGUUUUGUAAAAAAAUACACGUCUAAAACGAUAAAAAAGUAAAUUGUAGUAUAUUUUAUAACUUUUGAUAAUAAAGUGCUGGUAGAUUUUAUAAAAUAUGAAAGCCAAACAGAUCGAGAUGGGUACGGAAGUCACAGGCUGUUGUAAUCGUUAUAAUAGUAGAUGUAAGCGAGCGGUUACAUUAAUUCGUACCUAUCUCUUUGUGUGUUCUCAGGUUUUAGUUAUAUUUUGUCUUAUUUAUUUAAAUUUAUAGCAAUAGCGUUAAUUAUUAUUGGUACUUUCAUACUGGUAAUGAUUUCUACUAUUCAGAAAAGUUGACCGCAUUGUAUAGAGUUCAACAUUUACCUAAUUCUUAUUUUAUAAUUUUGUCAUCUCUUGCAUGCACCGGCUGCACUAGCUGCUCCGGCUGCACUAGCUGCUCCGGCUGCACUAGCUGCUCCGGCUGCACUAGCUGCUCCGGUUGCACUAGCUGCUCCGGUUGCACUAGCUGCUCCGGCUGCACCGGACACGCGUAGCUAAG
Molecule: messenger RNA, 10899 nt
Organism: Papilio xuthus (Asian swallowtail)
Lineage: Eukaryota; Metazoa; Arthropoda; Insecta; Lepidoptera; Papilionidae
Product: mucin-17
Exons: 7
Coding region: 362-9475 (3037 amino acids)
Cellular component (GO): extracellular region
Molecular function (GO): protein binding
Source: RefSeq, a predicted model, not a curated record